Messenger RNA from Volvox carteri f. nagariensis, 10218 nucleotides. RefSeq names its product dynein heavy chain 6 (gene Dhc6). The record is from RefSeq and is a predicted model, not a curated record. The transcript has 58 exons. NCBI's taxonomy places the organism in Eukaryota, Viridiplantae, Chlorophyta, Chlorophyceae, Chlamydomonadales, Volvocaceae. Bases 1 to 10218 code for a protein of 3405 amino acids. Gene Ontology annotation, cellular component: dynein complex. Gene Ontology annotation, biological process: microtubule-based movement. Gene Ontology annotation, molecular function: minus-end-directed microtubule motor activity; ATP hydrolysis activity; ATP binding.
AUGCUGCACGCGGCGCAGCAUGAGCUGGCCAACGAGGCGGCCGACACGCAUUGGAGGCUGCUGCGCUGGCCGCUGGACCUGGCGGGCGAGCUGAGCGAGGUGCGCAGCCAGCUGGCUCGAUGGCGCGGACGCUACUUGUCGCAGCUCAAGGCCGACAGUGCGGCACUGGUGGCAGACCUGGCUGAGCUGCAGGCGGAAGUGGAGCGGUUCGUGACGCUGGGCGACCUGAAGCAGGUCGACGACCGCAUGGCCACCGUGCUGGACAUCGACAGCCGGCUCAAAUCAUAUCAGGAUCUCGCGGAUCUGUACGGCAAUCGGGAGGAGAUUUUUGGGCUGCCGCGCUCGGAGUACCCGGUGCUGGAGGAAAUUCGCAAGGUGUUCACUCCCUCCGCCGACUUAUGGCGCAUCGCCUCCGAGUUCAUGCGUUCGCUGCCCGAGUGGCUGGACGGCCCCUUCACGGAAAUCGACGCGGAGACAGUGGCGGCCGAUGUGGACCGAUGGUGGAGAGCUACCGCUAAGCUGGCUAAGCAACUGGACAAGGAACCCGGGGAGGUGGUGGCGGCGGUGCGGGCCAAGCUGGAGGACUUCCAGGUCCAUCUGCCGCUCAUCACCGCCCUUCGCAACCCCGGCCUCCGCGACCGGCACUGGGAGCGCAUCUCCACAGCCGCGGGCUUCCCCGUGCGUGCGGAUGCGGGCUUCAGCCUCAGCCGGGCGCUGCAGCUGGGGCUGCCCAAGCACCUGGUGGCCAUAGCGGAAGUGGCCGAGUACGCGAGCAAGGAGUACUCCUUGGAGAGGGCUCUGGACAAGAUGCAGGCAGACUGGGCGGGUGUGGUGUUCGACACCAUGCCCUGGCGCUCCACCGGCACCACCAUCCUGCGUGCGCUGGACGAUGUGCAGAUGCUGCUGGACGACCAGAUCGUCAAGACGCAGUCCAUGCGCGCAUCGCCGUAUAUCGGGCCGUUUGAGGAUCGCGUGCGGCUGUGGGAGGCUAAGCUGUCACUCACCCAGGAAACUCUCGACCAGUGGCUGCGAUGCCAGCAGGGCUGGCUGUACCUGGAACCAAUUUUUGGAUCGGAAGACAUCAUGCAGCAGAUGCCCAACGAAGGUCGCAAGUUCAAGGCUGUGGACCACACCUGGCGACGGACCAUGGAGAAGCUGUCCAAGAACGCCGAGGUGCUCACCACUUGUGCAGAUGACGAGCAACUCAAGGCCCUCUCCGAGGCCAACAAGCUGUUGGAGCAGGUGACCAAGGGCCUCAACGAUUACCUGGAGACCAAGCGUCUCGCCUUCCCGCGCUUCUACUUCCUGUCCAACGACGAACUGCUGGAGAUCCUGUCCGAGACCAAGGACCCCACCCGGGUGCAGCCCUUCCUGCGAAAGAUCUUCGAGGGCAUCAACGGGCUGGAGUUCCAGCCCGAUGGUCAGGUAGCCGCCAUGUUCAGCGAGGAGGGCGAGAAGGUGACCUUCAAGGACAAGUUCAACCCGCAGGACUCGCAGGGCAAUGUGGAGCGCUGGUUGAUCGAGUGCGAGCUUGCCAUGCGCACAACGCUCAAGGACACCAUCCGCCGGUCUCACGGCGACUACGCCAAGAGCAUGCGUAUCAACUGGGUUACCUCCUGGCCGGGUCAGGUCGUCAUCUGUGUGGACUGCAUGUACUGGACCAAGGAAGUGGGGGACGCCAUCAGCAAGGGCACGCUCAUGGACUACGCACAGCAGUGUACCGACGAGCUGAUGAAGGUGGUGAACAUGGUGCGCGGCAAGCUGACCAAGCUGGACCGCAAGACGCUGUCGGCGCUCAUCGUCAUUGACGUCCAUGCGCGCGACGUGGUGGUGGAGCUGGCCAACGCGGGCGUCACCGCGGAGAGCGACUUUGCAUGGAACAGUCAGCUGCGCUACGGCUGGGAGGGCGGAGAUGUAACUGUACGGAUGAUCAACGCGCAGAUUAAGUACGGCUAUGAGUACCUGGGCAACGGAUCCCGUCUGGUUAUCACGCCGCUGACGGACAGGUGCUACCGGACGCUGAUGGGUGCGCUUCACCUCAACCUGGGAGGCGCGCCGGAGGGUCCUGCCGGCACGGGCAAGACCGAGACCACCAAGGACUUGGCCAAGGCCAUCGCCAUGCAGUGCGUGGUGUUCAAUUGCUCUGAUGGUCUGGACUACCAGGCCAUGGGCAAGUUCUUCAAGGGCCUGGCCAGCAGUGGCGCCUGGGCCUGCUUUGAUGAGUUCAACCGCAUCGACCUGGAGGUGCUGUCCGUCAUUGCGCAGCAGAUCCUGACGAUGCAACGGGCCAAGGCCAGCGGCGUCAGCUCGUUCGAGUUCGAGGGCACCAAGCUCAGCCUGCGGCCGACGUUCUCGGUCUUCAUUACCAUGAACCCCGGAUAUGCGGGCCGCUCUGAGCUGCCGGACAACCUCAAGGCUCUGUUCCGUAGCGUGGCGAUGAUGGUUCCCGAUUAUGCGCUCAUCUCUGAGAUCAUGUUGUACAGCAGUGGGUACCUCAAGGCCCGCGACUUGGCGCGCAAGUUGGUGGCCACUUACAGGCUGUGUUCCGAGCAGCUGUCCAGCCAGUCGCACUACGACUACGGCAUGCGUGCAGUGAUGUCCGUGCUGAGAGCUGCUGCGGCCAACAAACAGCGAUCACCGGAUACGCUUGAGGACGUUCUGAUGCUUCGCUCCAUCAAGGAUGUGAACGAGCCCAAGUUCCUGGCUCCCGACUUGCCGCUGUUUGCGGGCAUCCUGUCUGACCUGUUUCCUGGGGUAGAUCUGCCCGCCACCGACUAUUCGGCUCUGGACGAGCGCCUCAAGACCAAUUGCGGCAAGCUGAAUCUGCAGCCUACCUCCGUGUUUCUGGAUAAGGCCCAUCAGCUCUACGAGAUGAUCCUUGUACGGCACGGUCUGAUGCUCGUGGGCUACAGCUACGGUGCCAAGACGUCCAUCUACCGGGCUCUGGCGGGCUCGUUGGGAGAUCUGGAGGCGGCAGGGCUCAUGGAGGAGCACCGCGUCCAGCUGCGCAUCAUGAACCCCAAGUCCAUCACCAUGGGCCAGCUGUACGGCCAAUUCGAUCCCGUCAGCCACGAAUGGAAGGACGGUGUCCUGGCAAAGCUGUUCAGGGAGGCCGCCAACGAGACCACUCCGGACCGCAAGUGGGUCCUGUUCGACGGCCCGGUGGACGCGGUGUGGAUUGAGAACAUGAACACGGUGUUGGACGACAACAAGAAGCUCUGUCUCAACAGCGGAGAGAUCAUCCAGAUGAGCGCCUCUAUGAACAUGAUCUUCGAGGUUCAGGACCUCGCGGUGGCCUCCCCGGCCACCGUAUCCCGCUGCGGCAUGGUGUAUGUGGAGCCACAGCAGCUGGGCUGGAGGCCGCUUCGUGACAGCUGGGUGGCCACACUGCCCGCCUGUCUAAGCGAUGACGCCAAGGCACACAUCAUGACGCUGUCCGAGUGGCUGGUGGACCCCUGCGUGGCCUUUGUCCGCAAGAACUGCCGUGAGCUGGUGCCCACCGCGGAUAUCAGCCUGCCCAACAGUCUGAUGCACAUCAUGACCUCCAUGAUGGACGAGCUGAAGGACCCCAAGCAGGUGGCCCAGAUGGGCUCACGCGAGGUGCUCAAACAGCUGGACGGCAUCUUUGUGUUCGCACUGGUGUGGUCGGUGGGCGCCACCACGGACACGGAUGGGCGAGCCCAGUUCAACGACUUUGUGCGCAAGCUGCUGGAGGGGUCGGUGAGUGCGCGGUCGCUUUCACAGAGAGAGAGAGAGGGAGGGAGGCUUUCGUUCACGGAGUUGUGGUGUGUGUGUGUGUGUGACGGUCUGGUGUACGACUACGUGUGGGACAAGUCCCGCGGCGCAUGGCGGCACUGGAUGGAGCCGCCGUCGAUCAGCGCCGCUGCCGCCGCCGCCGCCGCAGCUGAAGGCGGCGCCGCCGCUGUUACCCCCCUGGACGGCCCCAUUCCCGAGUCGGCGUCCUUCAAUGAGAUCAUCGUGCCCACUGUGGACACCGUGCGGUACACGUGGCUGAUGACUCUGCUGGCCACCCACGGGCGGCACGUGCUGUUCGCCGGGCCUACGGGUACCGGUAAGACGGUGUACGUCAAGGCGGCGAUCGAGGCCCUGGAUAAAGCGGCGGUGGGUGGCUUCUGGGCCACCAUUUUGCAUAUUAACUGCCAUGCAAAGCUGCGUGCUGUGCAAUGCAAUGGAUCUGACAUUAUCGAUAAUCGUCUGGACAAGCGGCGCAAGGGCAUCUUCGGUCCGCCCGUCGGCAUGCGCUGCGUCAUCUUUGUGGACGACGUCAACAUGCCGGCGCUGGAGGUGUACGGCGCCCAACCGCCAGUGGAGCUUCUGCGUCAGUUCCUCGAUCACAGCGGUUGGUACGACCGUACGGACAACACGUGGCGGCAGUUGGUGGACAUUCAAUUGGUGUGCGCUAUGGGGCCCCCCGGCGGUGGCCGCAACCCCGUCACCCCUCGCUUCCUGCGUCAUUUCAACCUGGUCGCCAUCACGGAGUUCGAUGACGCCACAUACACGCGCAUCUACGGGGCCAUCUGCGACUGGUGGUUCCGACGUGCCCGCAUUCCGGAGGAGGUUCGCGCCAAGGGCAAUGCGCUGGUGAAGGCCACCUUGGAGAUCUACAACACCAUCCGGGCCCAGCUGCUGCCCACCCCCGACAAGAGCCACUACACCUACAACAUGAGGGACCUGUCCAAGGUGUUCCAGGGAGUGCAGUCCAUCGGUGUUCCGGUUCCUGACGCCCGCGCCCUGACACGCCUUUGGGCUCACGAGACCCUCCGGGUGUUUCACGACCGCCUGGUGUCAGAUGAGGACAGAAACUGGUACUGCUCCCUGUUGAAGGACAUGGUGAACAAGCUGUUGGGCCUCAAGUUCGACAAUGUGUUUGAGCCGCCCGCCGGCAGCGGUCUGGCCAAGGGCGACGUAGCUAUCCUGCGCAACCUGCUCUACUGCGACUUCCAGGUACCGGGCGCAGACCCAGCCAAGUACGAUGAGGUCACCGACCUGCCCAAGCUGCUGUCAGUGGUGCAGGACUACCUCGCGGACUACAACGCCCAGUCCAAGUCCCGUAUGGAUCUGGUGCUGUUCCUGUUCGCCGCGGAGCACAUCUGCCGCAUCAGCCGCAUCAUCAAGCAGCCCUACGGCAACGCCCUGUUGGUGGGUGUGGGCGGCAGCGGCCGCCAGUCGCUCACUCGCAUUGCCACCUUCAUGGCCGACUACAAGCUCUUCACCAUUGAGAUCUCCAAGUCCUACACGGUGGUGGAAUGGCGGGACGACCUGAAGCGCGUGUUGCGGCAGGCGGGGGGCGCCGCGCAGCCCACCGUGUUCCUGUUCAGCGACACGCAGCUGAAGGACGAGUCGUUCCUGGAGGACAUCAACAACAUCCUGAAUACCGGGGAGGUGCCCAAUUUGUUCCCCAAGGACGAGCUGGUGACCAUCAUGGAGCAGGUGACCCCCCGGGCCAAGCGGGCCGGCAAGCCGCUCACCCCCGCCUCCCUGUACGCCUUCUUCGUGGACGCCUGCCGCGCCAACCUGCACCUGGUCCUGGCCAUGAGCCCCGUGGGCGGGGCCUUCAGAGAGCGGCUCAGGAAGUUCCCCUCGCUCGUCAACUGCACCACCAUUGACUGGUUCUCAGUGUGGCCGAGUGACGCGCUCAAGAGCGUGGCGUCAAAGUUCCUGAACUCCGUGGAGAUGGACAGCGCGGAGACCCGUGCCGCUGUGGAGGACAUGUGUAUGGAGUUCCACCUGACAGUACGGCACCUGGCCGAGGAGUUCAAGGCCGAUUUGGGCCGCCACUACUACACCACCCCCACCUCCUACCUGGAGCUCAUUCAGACGUACAAGGAGCUGCUGUCGGCCAAGAGAAAGCAGGUUCACGGUCUGAAGCGGCGCUACGAGGUGGGGUUGGAGAAGCUCCUGUCCGCGGAACACGACAUCGGGGUCAUGAAGGAGGAGCUCAUUGCGCUGCAACCCAAGCUCAUAGAGACCGGCAAGGAGGUGGAGGAAACGCUCAAGAUUGUGGAUCGUCAGACUCAGGAGGCUGAGGCCAAGAAGGUGGUGGUGGUGGGCGAGGAGGCGGUGGCCAAUGAGAAGGCCGCAUCCGCCAAGGCCAUCAAGGACGAGUGCGAGGCGGACCUGGCGGUGGCGCUGCCGCUGCUGGAGAGCGCGCUCAAGGCUCUUGACACGCUGACAAAGGCCGACAUCACGGAGGUCAAGGCAAUGAAGAACCCGCCAAAAGCUGUGAAGGUGGUGAUGGAGGCGGUGUGCCAGAUGCUCAGCAUCAAGCCAAAUAAGGUCAACGACCCCGCCAACCCGGCUCGGAAGAUCAACGACUACUGGGGCCCGUCGCAGGGCUUGCUGGCGGACACCAAGUUCCUGGACACCCUGAGGGCGUACGACAAGGACAACAUCCCGCCGCCUAUUAUCGCCGCCGUACGGCCGUACCUAGACAUGGACGACUUCGACCCGGCGGUUGUGAAAAAGGCUUCCGCGGCUGCGUAUGGCCUUUGUUGCUGGGUUCGUGCCAUGGAAGCGUACGACAGGGUGGCUAAGGUUGUCGCCCCCAAGAAGGCCAAGUUGGCUGAGGCGGAGGCGGAGUACAGCGAGCUGAUGGUGGGCCUCAAUGAGAAGAAGGCGGAGCUGGCAAAUGUGGAAGCGAAGCUGGCGGGGCUCAACGCGAAGCUGGCGGAGAUGCAGCGGAGAAAGGCGCAACUGGAAGCUGAGGUGGACUUAUGUGAGAAGAAGUUGGACCGCGCAACCAAGCUGAUUGGCGGACUGGGGGGAGAGAAGAGCCGCUGGACGGAGGUCGCCGCCAAGCUGGGUGGUGACUACGUGAACCUGACGGGUGAUGUUCUGCUGGCCUCCGGGUUCAUCGCCUACCUGGGUGCCUUCACUGCCGCCUACCGGGAGAGGGCCAGCAGCAGCUGGGUGGCGCUGUGCAGGGAGAGACACAUACCCUGCUCUGAACACUUCAAGCUGGUCACGGUGCUCGGUGAGCCUGUCAAGAUCCGCGACUGGACCAUCGACGGGCUGCCCAAUGACUCCUUCUCCAUUGACAACGGCAUCAUCGUGUCCAAGGCUAGACGCUGGCCGCUGCUCAUCGACCCGCAGGGCCAGGCCAACAAGUGGAUCAAGAACAUGGAGAAGAAAAAUAAACUGGAGGUCAUGAAGCUGUCCGACGGCGACUACAUUCGUCGUCUGGAGAAUGCCAUUCAAUUCGGUACCCCCGUGCUGUUGGAAAACAUUGGCGAGGAGCUGGACCCCACCCUGGAGCCCUUGCUGCUCAAGUCCGUGUUCAGGCAGGGCGGCGGGCUGUGCAUCCGGCUGGGGGAUGCCACCAUCGAGUACAGCGAGUCGUUCAAGUUCUACAUGACCACCAAGCUGCGUAACCCGCACUACCUGCCGGAGGUGUCCGUGAAGGUCACAUUGCUGAACUUCAUGAUCACACCCGAGGUGGGUAGUGGGCAGUGGGGGGGACAAAGGGGAAGGGGGGGGACAAGGGGGAGGGGGGGACAAGGGGGAGGGAGGGAGGGGGGGAGGAGAGUUGUGACCUCAGUGCACACCGCGAGGUGGGCCAUGGAGGACGAGACCGCCAUCAAUGUGAUCAGCUCCUCCAAGCAGCUCUCCAACGACAUUGCACAGAAGCAACAGAUCGCUGACAAGACCGAGCGCACCAUUGACGAGACCCGGUUGGGCUACAAGCCCGUGGCCCGUCACGUGUCUGUGCUGUUUUUUUGCAUCAGUGACCUGGCGGCAAUAGAGCCCAUGUACCAGUACUCCUUGCUGUGGUUUGUGAACCUGUUUGAGGACACCAUCGCGCGAGCUGAGAAGUCCAAGGACCUGACUCGCCGCAUUGAGGCCCUCAUCGCGCACUUCACCUACUCGCUCUACGUCAACAUCUGUCGGUCGCUGUUCGAGAAGGACAAGCUGCUCUUCUCCUUCUCGCUCACGGUGGCCAUCCGGGCGCACAUCAAGCAGGCGCUGGACCUCAGCCUGUUCCGCUUCCUGCUCACGGGCGGCAUCUCCACCGCCGAGGCCCCUCCCAACCCCUCAGACUGGCUGGCGGACCGCUGCUGGGCAGAAAUGGUUCGUCUGGCGGAGCACUGGGAGAUCUUCAGGCAGCUACCGGACAGCUUCAGGGAGGAUCCAGGGCCGUGGAGAUCCAUGUACGACAGCGCGGAUCCCACUCGGGUGCGCUUUCCUGAGCCCUGGCACUCAAAGCUGGACUCGUUCCAGAAGCUGCUCAUCAUUCGUCUUAUCCGCCCUGACAAGCUGGUGGGCGCCAUCCAGAACUACGUGCUGGACACCAUGGGACAGAAGUUCAUUGAGCCGCCGCCCUUCGACCUCGACAGAUGCUACCAGAACCAAAUAAAACCAUCCCCAACCCUAAGCCCGCAACUACUGCCUAUAUUAUUGCCCUAUGCCUCCGAAAUGCCGUGUGUCGUCCUUUUCCCGCACACAAACUACACCUACCCAUCCGCUCCCCUCUCCUCGCCCCGCCCCGCCCCGCCCCGCCCCACCACCGUCCAGGCCGCCCGGCUGAUCGAGGCCGCUCAGGCCAGUGGUGGCUGGGUGGUGCUCCAGAACUGCCACCUGGCAGUCAGCUGGAUGCCCACCCUGGAGCGCCUGUGCGAGGGGCUGUCACUGGAAAACACAUCACCCGCCUUCCGCCUGUGGCUCACCUCCUACCCCUCACCCGCCUUCCCGGUCAGUGUACUGCAAAACGGCAUCAAGAUGACCAACGACCCGCCCAAGGGUCUCCGUGCCAACCUGCUUGGCUCCUACCUGAGUGACCCCGUCAACGACAACUCCUUCUUCGAGGGCUGCUCCCGACCAGCCAUAUUCAAGAAGCUGCUGUUCGGUCUCUGCUUCUUCCAUGCCUUUGUGCAGGAGCGGCUCAAGUUCGGUCCCCUCGGAUGGAACGUGCCGUACCAGUUCUCCGCCCCCGACUUCGUCAUCUCCGCCCGCCAGCUGCAAAUGUUCCUCAACGAGAUGUCCCCCGCCCCCGGGGACGCCUCUCCCAUACCCCUGCCCGCGCUGCGCUACCUCACCGGCGAGUGCAACUACGGCGGCCGAGUCACCGACGCACACGACCGCCGCACCCUCAUGUCCAUCCUGGACAUCUUCUACUGCCCCGCAGCGCUGCAAGACGGCUACUCGUUCUCACCGUCGGGACGGUACUAUGCGCCGCCGGAGGGCCUCGUGGACGCGUACUUGUCGUACAUCCGCGGAUUGCCGAUUCAGGCGGAGCCGGAGGUCUUUGGUCUGCACGCCAAUGCGGACAUCACCAAAGACCAGCAGGAAACAGAUCUGAUGCUGUCUUCGCUGCUGGCGGCAUCGUCUGGCGGCGGCGCUGGCGGCGGUGGCGGCGGCGGCGCGUCGGAGCGCGACGCCGUGUUGGCGGAGGUGGCGGCGGACAUCACGAGUCGGGUACCGCAGCCGUUCGACAUUGAGGCGGUUCGCUUCAAGUACCCCGUGGACUACUACGAGUCCAUGAACACGGUGUUGUGCCAGGAGCUGGUGCGGUUCAACAGGCUGCUGGAGGUGAUCCACGACAGCCUGGCCGCCCUUCAAAAGGCCCUUCGCGGCCUCGUGCUCAUGAGCUCCGACCUGGAGGCGCUAGGCUCGUCCAUGUACGAUGGCCGUGUGCCCAAGCUUUGGAUGGACAAGAGCUACCCCUCCCUGAAGCCCCUGGCCCCCUACGUGGCCGACCUCAUAGAGCGGUGCCGCAUGAUGUCCGAGUGGGUGGCGCACGGGCCCCCACCGGUUUUCUGGAUCAGCGGCUUCUACUUCACACACGCCUUCCUGACGGGCGUCAAACAGAACUACGCGCGCAAGCACCGCAUCCCCAUUGACACCAUCACCUUCAACUACGCCUGCUUGGCUGGACAUGUGGAACAUUACAAGGUGCGUGUGUAUCUAUUUAUGUAUGCGUGUGUGUAUGUAUGUACAUAUUCGUGCAUGUUGUUUGGUAUCUGUGUGUGUGUUCUGUUCAGCCCCGCCCCGCUGAUGAAGCUAUCCCCGUGUGACGUGGCGGACCAAGCCACCUUCCCGCACUACGAGUGCCCGCUGUACCGCACCCCAGAGCGCCGCGGAGUGCUGGCCACCACCGGCCACUCCACCAACUUCGUCAUGGAGCUCAUGAUUCCCUCCGACCAGCCGCAGGACCACUGGAUUCGGAGAGGAGUGGCGUUCCUGUUGUCACUGGCGGACUAG